Messenger RNA from Salmo salar (Atlantic salmon), 511 nucleotides. It is a transcript of the gene mgt5b, whose product is annotated as Alpha-1,6-mannosylglycoprotein 6-beta-N-acetylglucosaminyltransferase B. NCBI's taxonomy places the organism in Eukaryota, Metazoa, Chordata, Actinopteri, Salmoniformes, Salmonidae. The record is from RefSeq and is marked provisional.
GGUUAUCCGAUUCCGAAGUCGAUGUAUCGAUAUUUUUAAAGCCCUAUUCAUUCAUAAUUACUAUGUUUAUGUUUGCGCUUAGGACACUUUGUGAAAUAUACACAAUGUUGGGGGCUCUUUGCGUUUUCUCCUUCUCCGGAAAAUGAGUCCUGUGAACACAGACUAUUCAACUAUGGUGAGAAGAUGUCUUCUGACGUUCAAACCAUUCAGGAUCUUUGUGGCGGGGAUCGGCUUCUUCAGCCUGUGCUUCCUAAUGACCUCCCUGGGGGGGCAGUUCUCGGCCAAGCGACCCGGAGACACUCCCUUCACCAUGCGGGCCGAAGCAGACCAGAGGAGGCUGGUGGGAGGAGCUAUAGGAGGACAGGCUCAUUGUAAAGACUAGGAUGGAAUUAUUGGAAUAAUAUCAAACACAUAAAACAUAUGGAAACCACAUGUUGGACUCUGUUCCCAGCAGACAUAUAAUGGCCAUUAUGUUUGGAACAUCAAAUCGCAAUAAAAUCGCAAGUAUCAG